AUGUCGCUGGCUCCUGAAACCUAUGGUUGUGCUGAUGCUGAUGCCGAUGGCUCUCCAAUUUCUCCUCAUGGAGAUUCGGAAGCUUUGCUCCUCAACAUGAAGGAUCCGGAGGUGGACGAAGCAGAUACAAAUGCAGACACUCCAGGUGAUUUAGAGCAGGCAGAACCUGCAACACUCCCUCAGGAUGCGACGGUGGCAAGUGAACCCAAAUGCAGAUGGUGUCCCCGUCAGAACAUGGAAGUCGGGCAGACGACCAAAAUGACAUGCACAUUGGUCACAAAGAUGCUGUUCAUGGUCUUACCACACGUCCUUUUCGUCUACACGGUGAGCAAUGUCAAAGCGGAGAACCUUCAAGCAUGCAACGAUGAAGCAGGCUGCGUCUAUCAGAGACUCUUGGACUCCAGGAGUGUUGCAAGCACUGGCGCAUUUUUUGCGAGCGUGAGGAACGGGGAGGCCAACAUCGUGACACUGAGCCCAAGCACUUACGGCCACCAGCCAGCUAAUUUCACCUUUACAAGUGAGACCCAUUCUUCAGAAGUAGAUAAAAUGGAACAACGCCUCCAGAUUUCAAGGGUUGUACCACAGCUGCUCAUGGAGAUUGCACGACUACCCUGCAAGCUGUUUCAGACUAGCCCAGCACAACUGCCAGCGCUUUGUCAAGAUAUGACACUCACAGAGAUGCAGGUCUCUUGCAAUAGUCUAUCAAUGAAGAUGGGGUUUGAAAACCAUCUUCUCGGCGCUGGAAUGUACACCUCUCUAUUUUUCACAGCCUUGUGGGGGGUCUUGCACACUCUUGCAUGA
Molecule: messenger RNA, 801 nt
Organism: Durusdinium trenchii
Lineage: Eukaryota; Dinophyceae; Suessiales; Symbiodiniaceae
Source: the annotation of a GenBank genome assembly